This is a messenger RNA of Hyposmocoma kahamanoa, 338 nucleotides long. RefSeq names its product kxDL motif-containing protein CG10681. NCBI's taxonomy places the organism in Eukaryota, Metazoa, Arthropoda, Insecta, Lepidoptera, Cosmopterigidae. Gene Ontology annotation, cellular component: BORC complex. Gene Ontology annotation, biological process: lysosome localization. The record is from RefSeq and is a predicted model, not a curated record. Bases 21 to 338 code for a protein of 105 amino acids. The transcript has 2 exons.
UUAACUAAAACUGUGUUAGAAUGGCGAAUGAAACCCCAGAAAGUGAUUUUUCUAUAGAAUGCUUCCAAAAUUAUUCUGCACCGGAGGUUUUCGUGCAGGGACUUGCCGGAAUGGUUGACCAGGGCGAUGUCGAAACUAUCAUUAGAGCUCAGAAACAUAUGUUACAAAGAUUUGAAAAGACAACAGAAAUGCUCACAAACUGUAACCAGCUAUCGGCGAGUAGACUAAGAGAUGCAUCGGUCGAGUUCAAGAAGCACACGCAGCUGCUCAUGGAAAUGCGGAAGGAUCUAGAAUACAUAUUCAAGAAGAUACGUGCCAUUAAGUCUAAACUUAGGUAA